Molecule: messenger RNA, 1395 nt
Organism: Psilocybe cubensis
Lineage: Eukaryota; Fungi; Basidiomycota; Agaricomycetes; Agaricales; Agrocybaceae
Product: putative endoplasmic reticulum membrane protein
Exons: 12
Coding region: 1-1395 (464 amino acids)
Cellular component (GO): membrane
Source: RefSeq, a predicted model, not a curated record
AUGUCUUGCAGAACCAACUUCGAACCUCCUAGUCCCUCCUUCCAUACCACAACGACGACCUCUUUGGAUACGAUUGCUGUUAGUACCACCUUAAAGGAAAAGGAUACAUCAAUCAUCAAUUCCAGUGUUGCCGAGCCUUCAGUAAUUCUUGAUCCCGGUAUCAUAUUGCCUCCAUGCCAACCUUUUACGAAAGACCUCUUUGAGAAAGGAGAUCCAUCUGUGAAGGCCGCUCGGAAAGAGUAUCUGAAGUCAUAUUUGACUGGAUUACUCAUGGUAAUUCUGACGAUAUUUUCCGUAUUCGCUAUCUACUGGGGGUCGCUUUGGAAGGUUCCUGCGCAUUCUUUGAGGGGAUGGAUUGUCGAUUUCGAUGGCGGGAGAGUGGGGCAAGGUGUUACCCAAACAUUUCUUGACAUUAAUCGGUCCAAUCAUGUCAUUAAAUGGAAAGUCAUUCCACCAAGUAAGUUUCACAAGGGAGUCACCGAUGUCGCCCACGCUUUGAAGGACGAACAGACAUGGGCGGCCAUUGUCAUUAAUGCAGGGGCUAGCGACGCACUACAGGCUACCACUGACAGUCCAGACCCCACGUAUAAUGGAUCACAAGCGAUUACCGUCUACGUGUCUGAGGCGCGAAAUGAGAACGCCUAUCGUGCUUUUAUUCGUCCAGUUGUACAAAUGACACUGGAAACUUUCAAACUUGAAUUCGCUAUCCAGUUUGCGUCUGAAAUAUCCACUUUGCCUAACAUUGUCGACAUAUUGUCUGUCUCCCCCCAGACUUUGGCCAACCCUGUGUCCUAUACUCUCGUUAAUCUUAUACCAUUCAACCAGGCAGUUGCCAGCGCUGUCGUAUUCGUUGGACUCAUUUAUCUAUUAAUUUUAUCCUUCUUCAUCGUUAAUAUUGCUUUUCACGCUCGUCAUGUUUCUGGCUUAGAAACUAUGUUAAAUUUCAGUUUGGCAUUCAAGCUUGAUUUAACGAGGAAUUACGGACAGGCUGGUUUUCUCGUUUUUUGGAUGUGUAACUGGUUUGGCAUGCUUUCUGUAGGAUUGGCUCUAGAAUCAUUGAUAACGCUCCUUACACCAAGAUAUAUUCCAUUUUUUAUGAUUCUUUGGAUCAUCGUUGACGUCUCCGUAUGCGUCUUCCCCAUCGAUGUUUUGCCAACGAUAUUCCAUUAUGGGUACGCUGCGCCGUUCUACAAUGUGUCGAAAUCCAUAAGGUCACUUGCCUUUGGGACUAAGGACACACUUGGCUUCAAUUUUGCUAUCCUUGUCAUAUGGAUCAUUAUCUCGUGCCUUUCCCUUCCAACCAUUCAAUGGUUUAUACGCAGAAAGCAGAUAAGGGAGAGGGAAGCGGCGACUUCGCACCUCACUCCCGAGAUCAACUUGCCAGGAGAUGUAUAG